CCUGCCCGCUGGCCCGUCCCCCCGCCCAGCACGGACCGAGCGCACCCUGCGCCGCGCAGCCGGCUGGAAAUCCGCGCAGACAUGCUGGCGAGGCGGCGGGCUCUGCUGGGGCUGCUGGCGGCGGCGGCUGCCCUGCUCCCCUGCGUCUGCAGCGCCCCGCCGGUCAGCGCGGAAGAGGCUGAGUUGGAUAACAGCUCUUGUUUACGGAAGGGUACAGGGCUGGAACCAAGGGUGCUGCCGCACCCCCGGCUGGAAGUGGUUUCCAUACAGGGUUUACAGUUUGGUUCAAUGGCUCUCCGCACCCCCACCAUACACAUUGUUCCAGCCCCCCGGGUGGUUCCAGAGGAAUUUCACUUUAAGUCAUGGAUGCUGCAGAACAACAGGAAGUACAGUCUGGAGGAGUAUUACCAAAGGCUGCAGAUUUUUGUUGCCAAUAAGAGACGAAUCGACAGACACAAUGCUGGGAAUCACACGUUUGAAAUGGGUCUAAACCAAUUUUCAGACAUGACAUUCACAGAAGUUAGAAAAAAAUAUCUCUGGAGUGAACCUCAGAACUGCUCGGCCACAAAAGGGAAUUUCCUGGCCAGCUCCGGGCCAUGUCCCUCCGCUAUCGACUGGAGGAAAAAAGGAAACUAUGUGACCCCGGUGAAGAACCAGGGCGGAUGUGGCAGCUGCUGGACCUUUUCCACCACUGGAUGUUUAGAGUCUGCAAUUGCCAUAGCAACAGGAAAGCUACUGUCCCUGGCAGAGCAACAAUUGGUUGACUGUGCUCAGGACUUCAAUAACCAUGGAUGCAAUGGGGGCCUGCCAAGCCAAGCUUUUGAGUACAUCCUGUAUAACAAAGGGCUCCAAGGAGAGGAUACGUAUCCUUACAAGGCUCAGAACGGCACCUGCAAGUUCCAGCCCGAAAAGGCUAUCGCUUUCGUCAAAGAUGUUGUCAAUAUCACCCUGUACGAUGAGCCGGGCAUGGUGGAAGCGGUGGGGAAGCAUAAUCCAGUUAGCUUCGCUUUUGAGGUGACUGGUGACUUCAUGAGCUACCGUAAAGGCAUUUACUCCAACCCAACGUGUGAUAAGACUCCAGACAAAGUGAACCAUGCAGUUCUGGCUGUGGGUUAUGGAGAAGAAAAUGGAACUCCCUAUUGGAUCGUUAAAAACUCUUGGGGCCCACUCUGGGGCAUGGACGGCUACUUCCUUAUUGAACGUGGCAAGAAUAUGUGCGGUCUCGCUGCAUGUGCAUCUUAUCCAAUUCCUCAGGUCUAAGGCGGGGUCAAUGGCUGGGAAGAGCGGCCAAGGAAAGGAACCAGUCUAUUGUGUCAGAGUCUCCUAAACCCCAAAGUUCAGUACGUCAGGAAAAACGAGAGCUGGCAAAGUCCCACUAAGGGCCUGAUCCUGCAAUGAGCUCCCGCAGGCAGACUCCUGCAUUUGUGCAGUGCUCAUUACAGGAGACAGACCUAAAUCACCUCCUUCAAAUACAUGUAUGUUUCUCUAUAGCAGCGGAUUUCAAACUGGGGUCCUUCCAGGGGGUCCGCGAGUCAAGUCCGAGGCCGCUGGUCCUGCUGAUCAACUCCUCCCUUUCCCUCCCAGUGCCUCCUGCACGCUGCGGAACUGGCGCACUCGGGGAGGGGGCGGAAAGAGGUGGGGCAGGUGUGGGGC
This is a messenger RNA of Trachemys scripta elegans, 1653 nucleotides long. RefSeq names its product cathepsin H (gene CTSH). Gene Ontology annotation, molecular function: cysteine-type endopeptidase activity. The transcript has 13 exons. The record is from RefSeq and is a predicted model, not a curated record. Bases 82 to 1260 code for a protein of 392 amino acids. Gene Ontology annotation, cellular component: lysosome. Lineage: Eukaryota; Metazoa; Chordata; Testudines; Emydidae. Gene Ontology annotation, biological process: immune response.